Messenger RNA from Oldenlandia corymbosa var. corymbosa, 1842 nucleotides. The record is from the annotation of a GenBank genome assembly. Lineage: Eukaryota; Viridiplantae; Streptophyta; Magnoliopsida; Gentianales; Rubiaceae.
AUGAAGCAGCUCUCUGUUCUUGCUAUCUUGGCGCUGGCGGUUUCUCACUUCUUUAUCACAGGUGAAUGUCAACAAAAUGUGUGCAAGGUGUUAAUGCUGGGAUCAAUAAGUGGGUGCCCAGAUGCGAAUAAAUGUGAAAAAAGGGUGGACCCGUGUAAGGACGUUGUGGCUGGGGCCUUAUCUUGCGAGUGCGUGAUAAUGGAUACAAUUUGCCAGUGCCAAGUCCCUGUGAAGGGCGAUGACUGUAAUGUUCUUAAACGAUGCAUCCAAGAUCACCAGGAUGAUCUGCUCUUUACCAUCAAGAAAAACACAUGUUGGAUUUGUAACACAUCAACUCAAGCCGGUGGGGAAGCCAUAUUCACGGCAGAAUGUAGUCACGAAUUUCACUAUGCUUGUAUUACUUCCUAUGGAGGCGGCCAAUGUCCUGCUUGCGGUCAAUAUUGGUCUUGCAGUCCAACUACUCCUCCCACUUGGCUCCCUCUUCCGCACAUUCCCUAUCCGCCUGUACAUUUUGAUCAUGAGCCAUCUGCGUUCAAUGAUGAUGAGCCCCUUGAUCAAAACACAAACUCAUCAUCAUCAAACACGCUUUACAUUUCUCCUCCUCAAGAAAAGAAUAAGCGGAAGUUGAAAACGUGCACGGAAGUUCCAGCCGUCGCGCAAUCCAGCGCUCCUGAUAACUUCACCGUACUGAUUAACCUCAAAGCUCCAUCUGCCAACACUGACCAAUCAUCCCGUGGUACCCGUCGACCUGGUCACGGUUCUCGACGUGAGUGGCAGCAUGGCCGGAUGUCUGAAUCAGGGAGAAGGCAAGCAUUGGAAGCUGUGAAGCGUUUAAGGAUUGAAGGAGGGACAAACAUAGCUGAAGGACUGCGUACGGGAGCUAAGUGCAUUGGUGGCCUCCUGAGUGUUGUGGCCAAGGAAGUUCAGGUGAACAUUGAGUGUGUUGAUCCAAGAGUUAGUCUGACUUCUUUGAAAAAGGGAAGCUAUGUGAAUCAAUUAACUCGGGACGGCCGAAUGGGGAAUAUUGAUGCUGCUGACUUGUACGCUGAUGAGGAGAGGGAUUUUCUGGUUACGGUUAAGCUUCCAGCUGAAAAAGGUGUUGAUGAAACCGCAUUGCUGAAGGUGAGAUGCGUUUACAGUGUUCCUCUAACCAAAGAAUUGGUUACUGUAAGUAGCGAAGAAGUUAAGCUCGCAAGACCUGAAGAAGUAGGAGUUGGACAACAAGAUGUAUGUGUGGAAGUUGACAGGCAACGGAACAGGCUGCAAGUAGCGGAGGCAAUGGUGCUGGCACGAGCCGCGGCCGAGAGAGGAGACCUGAUUGGCGCCGCAUCCAUCCUUGGAAACUGCUGGAAGAAGAUGUCGGAAAGUGUGUCGGCCAAGGCCCGGGACACUCAAUGGCUCGCAAUGGACGCGGAGCUGAAGGAAAUGGAAGCGCGAGUGGCCACCAGACCAGCAUACGAGUCAUCGGGGGAAGCGUAUAUGCUGGCAGCGGCGCGCGCGCACAAAAUGCAGAGAGCCGGAUGUGGUAUCGCGUUUGGUGCCGCAGCCGAUGCGUGCUAUUCGGGAGCGAGUUACUCUAGUGGCGGCGGACGAUUUCGCGGUUCAGUCGGUGCACGGGGAAUGGGUGCAUCUAGUUCUAGCUUUAGUUUUGCAAAUGCGGCGGGUCCAAACUAUGGUCAAAUAUAUCAAACACCAGCAAUGGCUAAUAUGGUUACUCAGUCGCAGGCUGCACAAUUGGGCAGGCACAAUCCCCCUGGAUCACAGGCUCCAACACAACAGGGCAGUACUUCAACACAGAAGCCCUACAAUCCAGCUCCAAGCCAAAACCACAGGCGGCGAUAG